AUGGAUGGGAAUACCAGCAACGCUGUACGCCUUGCUAAGGCAUGCAGUAUAUGCAGGCGGAAGAAGGUCAAAUGUGAUGGGACUCGGCCGGUCUGUGUCCCCUGCAGAACAUUCGACUUACCCUGCAAGUACGAAGACACCGUGCGACGCAAGAAAAGACACAACCGCGGGGGAAAUGUCCAUGAGCUAGAGCAGCGCAUUCAGUCUUUACAAGACGAAUUGAAUGAAGCACAUGCGUCCAAGAGACGGCGACUGCCGAGUGACGAAGACACAGGUCCAGACCAUGUCCAACCCUCAGAAGCAUCUGAUUCAGAGUUGCCAUCCCCGAAAAACGGCACCGCUCAAGCAUCUUUCGAGGCCGAGGCCGAUCGAGGCGAUGGCGACGGAGGGUCAUAUACCAUUAAAACUCCGAAAGGCGCAAUGCGCUUUUUUGGUGAGUAUUGGCUCACCGACUAUCGUUCCUCAAUGGUCGCACGAAUGGCUGCUGAUUCUACCGACUACGCCCAGGUGCAUCCUCUCAUUUUUCGAUCGUUGCCCCUGAGGGUGUGGGCUGGCUUGAAAGCAAGACAGAGAAACAGCAGUCGAUGGAGGCUAGCCGACUGGUAUCCUCGAGCUCUUCAAGAUGAUUUUCAAAGCAGAUGCUCGCAACCAUUACCAUCCAAGGCGGUCAUCUUAAAUCUUGUCCAAGAAUAUUUUGACACGUUCAACAAGGCCCUGCCGCUCUUCGGGCCCGAAAGUUUUAUGGGAAUGGUCAGAAGACACUUCUCAUGGAAUCCUAACGAAAGUCCCUCAUGGUGGGCUGCAUUCAAUAUUGUCCUUGCCUUUGCAUACAUGCAAAGGGCGGAUAGUUCCGGUGCCAGCAGCGACGACUGGCAAAAAUGCUUGGGUCAUGUGAAAAACGCAAUGAACGUGGUCACAGAGUUGUUCAUGCGAACCUGCGAUCUCCUCGCUGUUCAGGCGCUUCUUGGGCUGGCAAUCUUCUUCCAAGGGACGCCAAACCCACAACCUCUGUUCAUGUUUACCGCUGCAGCUGUACGGCUGGCACAAUCCAUUGGGUUGCACAAGUCCAACUCUUUUGGUCUUCCGGUGUCCCAGAUCGAAGAGCGGAAAAGAGUCUUCUGGAUAGCAUUCAUUUUGGACGCCGACAUCUGUCAGAGGACCGGCCGCCCUGCUGCCCAAGAUACUCGCGAUUACAAUACUUUACUGCCUGAUGAGAACCCACCUGAUGGCUUAGGUGUAAUGGAGAUCGGGAAUUCCACAAUCAAUUUCUUCUCAGCACUCGCCCGAUUUGCUGUGAUCCAACGGAAGGUUUGCGAUGAGCUCUAUAGCACCGAUGCAUUCAAUAAGACCCAAGAACAGUUGAUGAAAGAUGUGAGGGGUUGCUUUGACGAUCUCGAAGCAUGGAAUCGAAGUAUCCCACCGAUCCUCCAGCCCCGAAGAAACUUUUCGAUCGGCCACCAUACCUUCCUACCGCACAUCCUCAGACUUCACUUUGCAUACCAUUGUUGCUACCUCAAUAUCCACCGAGUUUGUCUACUUCCUCGGCGCUGGCCGGCCGGCCCACAGAGUGAGCGGUUCAGUCCCUCGGGUCUGUCGAAUGACCGAGAGAGAUCAAUGCAACAAUCAACAGAAGCAGCAAGAGCGGCGAUUGAACUAAUCAGUCAAGUCCGCAGACAUUACGGCCAAACAUUUGAAUGGAGCAUUGUUUACUUCCCAGGAGCAGCUUUGGUUGCGUUGUUCUCCCAAAUCCUCACUGAUCCUUUGCGUCCUGACACUGAAUCGGAUAUUGCUAUGAUACAUCGGGUUGUCAGUUUCAUAUCAAGAGUCGCAUCCCAAGAACAAGAUACAUAUUUGGACUAUGUAUUGGCAUUGUGCACUGACUUCGAAAAUGCAGCCAGGAAAGAGUUGCAUCGGGCCAGAAACCCCGAUCCAGAGCGCACGAGUGAUAAUCAACCAGUUGCCAUUCGUCCGCAGGGGCAGAUAUGGACACAGAAUGAAUACUUGGCCCCGAAUGCUUUCCCGCCUUUUUUCAGUCCUUCCCAAGCGACUGAAAAUGAUGCCAACACCAUCCAGUCUUCGAACUUGAUGUCUACAGACCAAGGUUUCUAUACUACAGGGACACUGCCGCUGCCCGCUCCUCUUUCUUGGAACUGGCAAGACAUGCUAGCAGGUGUUCCUCCGGCUUAUGGUUUUGAUGUGAAUGAUUUAGUUGAAAGCUCUGGAGAGUUGUGA
Penicillium hordei is the source of this 2232-nucleotide messenger RNA. RefSeq lists its product as uncharacterized. Gene Ontology annotation, biological process: DNA-templated transcription; regulation of DNA-templated transcription. Bases 1 to 2232 code for a protein of 743 amino acids. The transcript has 5 exons. NCBI's taxonomy places the organism in Eukaryota, Fungi, Ascomycota, Eurotiomycetes, Eurotiales, Aspergillaceae. The record is from RefSeq and is a predicted model, not a curated record. Gene Ontology annotation, molecular function: DNA binding; DNA-binding transcription factor activity, RNA polymerase II-specific; zinc ion binding.